AUGGAAAACACGUCGACGACAACAGUUGCUUCACCUCCGCUCUCCUGUCGUGCCUUCACUUCUCCCCCAUGUAUCAGCAAUCACUCUCUCCGCGACGACGCCCAUCAUGAUCUUUGUCUGCGCGUCUCCGAUGCGUCUUCCUUCCGACGACACACUCCACAUCCUUCCACCGUCUGCAUCAUCGCUCCCGCUGUCAGCCAUGACUUGACAUGCAUGCGCCCACCACUCCGGAAAAAGCCCAAACUCACUGCGACUCCCACGACCACCGCCAAUUCUGGUGACAGCCUACAGAAUUCUGACGUGUCGAGGUCUGGGAUGCUGAAACCAGUUGGUCUGCAAAAAACCACGAGUGUCCCUUCAUUCAACCUCCACCCUCUUGACUACGACGAUCCCAACGACUGUCGACCAUCCACGUCUAGUGCUGCUCAGCCUGCAAUCGCCCUGCACAGAAUCCACUCGAGUUCUAAUCACCGAUCAUUGUCCCAGAAAAGACCGCCAGCGUCGCACAGUAGCUAUCCUGUCGAAACGAUCUGUGGCCCGCCGCCUUCCUACAGCACUCAGCAGACUCGGUCGCAGGAUAAGAUCCGAGCAGUCGAUCGCCAACUCGGGCCUCAACCGACGAGUAUUACGACGCGUGACACGCCCUCCCACAACAUCAAUGAGCAGCCACACGAACCCAAGAAAUACCUCGCACAGUCAUCGCUGGUAACGCGGGUCCCGAUCGCGUCCUCCAGCGCAGAAUCUGUUUCCGACGAAAUCAACACACAAGACACGUCAGACCGAGACACUCCCAUCACGCCAGACGACCUCGGUUCCUUGGUGGGUGCCACGGAGCGAUCAACAAUGGCUGAGUCCUUUGUGUCCGCGGAACAGGACCUAUCAGAGCAGCGACUGAAACCGAGUCCCAUUGACGAAGACAGCAAAGGGUCGAGCAGCGACGAGCGGAAAAGCGAGGAUUUGUUCUUGAACAUUGCAAAGACAGAUGCAUCUCGAAGUUCUCAAGUUCAUUCCAACAUUGACAAGAGACGGUCCCGCAUUUCGUUACCAUUCUUUUCCAACGCCCGGCCAACGACGGGAUACAAGUCCUCCCCCAUCCAAGAUCGCUUUGACACAUCAAGCUUGUCAGGUCGGUCAGAGGCUCUGAAGUACUACAGCAAGCGAGCGUCUCUUGGACAACAUGUACCCGGUGCGCUUUCACGAGCAUACACCGAAGACACGCUCCGGCCUGAUUCACUGGCUUCUCCGCAAGACACUCGGGGUAUUCAAGACGGUGACUUGUCACGACGAACGCUCUCUCGACGUUACUCAAAUGCAAAUACAAGCGUUACUGGUGAACCAUUUAGCCGUCAUCUGCAGCGUCCAAGUACUGCUCGCAACAGCCGCCUGGUUUCUGAUUCAGGGUUCUUGGACCGCUCGAAAGUACCUGAUCACAACGCCACAGAGUCGACCAUCUCUACCACGGCCCCUUCUACCGUCUGGGAUGAGCUCGACGAUCUCAAAUCGAGAAUUCGAAAGCUUGAACUCACUGGAAAGCUGCCUCCCUCGUCAGCUGCUGCAAUGACCACGUCUGAGAGACCCAAAACUGCAACCACGGCGGCAACAACACUUUCCUCGUCGCCAAAACCAAAACCUGGUGCUGCUCCUUUGCAGUCUGCAAUUGAAGGCAUACCAUCCAAUGUUCACCCCACACUUCAUGAAGCGCUUGGCAAGGCUAAAUCUGCGCUGAGCAGUGAAUUGUAUCAGAAAUUGCAGGCUACCGCCCAGGAUGCAUUACAACUUUCCAUCAUGAUGACUCCAGAGGGAUAUACCGGAACUGGUAGCACUAUCGGCGCCUCUGCGGUGUCUGAACGUCAAGUACGGCGACGAACCGAAAGCAUGUGCAGGAGCCUGACGGAACUGGCCAUUGCAAUAUUGGCAGAGAACAAACAAGCACCAACACCAGGUACCCGGCCUUCCAGCCGAGACACAUACGCUCCCUCUUCUCUAGGUCUUCGCAGCCGUCGAUAUAGCAACGAACCAAAUGACCGUCCUCCGGUGUCGGCGAGAGUGCAGUCUCGGCUAGAAAGUAGGCGGACCAGCAUCCCCCUGGGUGCCACGUUGAGUCCACAAGGGGCAACGCCCGAACAUACCUACCAGACGCCUCCUACAGCGCUACCGCAAGUCCCAGCGACUUCGUCGUCCAGGCUUGGAUCUACAUCUAACUCGUUGCGAAGCAGGAGGACUCCUGGACAAACAGACGGGAUCACUGCCGACGAAGAGGCAAGCCCUUCUGUCCGACCCGUGAGUCGAGCUAUGACAGAGGUGAGCACCUAUCGUAAUUUGGCCCGGGAUCGUGCUGCGUACUCUCGGGAGUACACUGCCCAACACCCUAUGCCCCAACACGCCAGACCUAGGUCGCGCGAGACGAGCAAUCCCAUGAGGAGCGCGAUGCCGUCGAAUGUGAGCUCCAGCUUGAUCUCCAGGCGAAAGCAUGCCAGUCCAGCAAGCUUGGUUGGAACCCCAGAUGGAAAUCCUACAACACCAAAAGAUCAAUGGGGCCGAAUCACAAUUGUACCCGCGGCCAUGUCUAGUCCCAUCGAGGUAACACCAGAAAGCCAAGUAACACUCCGUCCAUCCAACUCCAGAAGAAGCCUUGGAUUCGCGAGCAGAAUCAGUAGCGUCAGCAGUCGCCUAAGAGCGGCAAAGGCCGAGCGUAGCGCCAGCAUAAGGGAGACCCCGGAUUCCGAGGCAUUGCGAAAUAUUGCACCAUCAGGUCCGGAAUUGGAUAAUAUGGCGUUAGAAAGACACAAUUCAGGCCAUAGCGUUGGAUUGGGAUGA
Molecule: messenger RNA, 2817 nt
Organism: Exophiala spinifera
Lineage: Eukaryota; Fungi; Ascomycota; Eurotiomycetes; Chaetothyriales; Herpotrichiellaceae
Exons: 1
Coding region: 1-2817 (938 amino acids)
Source: RefSeq, a predicted model, not a curated record